This is a messenger RNA of Rangifer tarandus platyrhynchus (Svalbard reindeer), 372 nucleotides long. Lineage: Eukaryota; Metazoa; Chordata; Mammalia; Artiodactyla; Cervidae. The record is from the annotation of a GenBank genome assembly.
AUGUGCACAAUGCACCAUGGUACCACACGCUGUUGUAAGAACUGUGUCUACCCAACUGUAGGGAAUUGUAGCAGAGUCUAUAGUGCUCCGGCCUUCUGUUGUGUUCUAGCCAACUUUUACUCUCAGUGUCUGAAACUGCCCUUGAGGACUCCAUUCCUCCACUCCCCACCUCACCCCAGAACCACAGAAAGCCCCAGCCCUUCCUUCCAGCAGGCCAAGGGAUAUCAACACUCCCACACCCAUCCUAAUAGCCCUCAUCCAAUAACUCAUCUUAGCAGUUGGUAUAUAAAGACUACAGCUUGCUUCCCCUGCAGUUGGGGUAAUUCUGAGGAGUGUUUUGAACUCUUUCCCAGAGUUCUUCCACUGAAUUAA